Ixodes scapularis (black-legged tick) is the source of this 1892-nucleotide messenger RNA. RefSeq names its product pinin (gene Pnn). The coding region runs from base 24 to 1298 and encodes 424 amino acids. Gene Ontology annotation, cellular component: catalytic step 2 spliceosome. Lineage: Eukaryota; Metazoa; Arthropoda; Arachnida; Ixodida; Ixodidae. The transcript has 8 exons. The record is from RefSeq and is a predicted model, not a curated record.
AACUGCGGUCCUAAUACAACACAAUGAAGAUGGCGGCCGCAAGUGUGUUUUCAGCUCUUCGGGCUGAAUUUGAGGCCGCCCAAAAAGGCCUCAAAGAUGUGGACGAAAACAUCAAAAGACUCACCGGCAGAGAUCCAGACGAGUUCAGAGCUCAGCUGCGAAGACCUGGUGGUCCCAUGCUGGGUGGUCCCCCCGACCAACAAGGCCGAGAACGAUUUUCGGGGAAACCAGAGAUUAAGGGUGGUCCGCCCACUACUAAACGGAGAAAUUUCGGUGGACCUUUCGUAAGACCACCGAUAGAGCCACCCCCUGCCGAAGAGAGUGGAGAUGAGGAAGACCUUCCUCGAAAGGGUGGGGUGCAGUCGUGGGUGGUUGCGGCGCCGACCAAGGAGACUCAGCGCACGCGCAAGGAGGCGAGCGCGGAUCAGAAGGGUGACCGGCGCUGCAUGGAGCGCAACAAGCGCAUGUUCGGCAUCAUGCUGGGCACCCUGCAGAAGUUCCAGAGUGAGGAGACGCGCCGCAAGGACCAGCUACAGUCCCAAAAGCGGGCAGAGAUUGAGCAGAAGCUGGAAGAGGCUGCGGAGCGGGAGAAGGCCGAGCUCCGCAAGGAGCGCCAAGACCUCUUCCUGUCCAGGCGUCAGAAGCAGCAGAGUCUUCGUAGGCUGGAGCUCAAGAUGGAGGUGGCACGCUUGCACGAAGAAGCAGAAGCUCGACAGCGACUGCUGCUCAACUUCAUUCACACGCGCACAAAGCCGCACAUCAUGUUCAAGCCGGCAAAGCCAUGUCCAGAGACGCAGAAGCGACUCAAGGAAUCGCAAAAGCGCAUCCUCGGGACCAUCGAGAGCCGACGUGCCAAGGUGAAAGAAGAACUGGACGCCAUCGACGAGCUCUACCGCCGCGGCGGUGGGCCCCCUGUAGAAGAGGAGGAAGAGGAAAGCCACAAGGAGAACCGGGGUCCACCCGCCACGGAGACCUCUGCUGCAGAAGCCUCUACGGAUGACCCUGGGCACCGGGUGAAGCCAGAGGGUGAGAACGCCGCCACAGACAGUGAGGCGGUGGCGCCAGAGGACGUGGCGGCCGCAACGGACGCCGCGGAGCCCAUGGAAGUUGGCGGCGAGGAGGCCGCCGGUCAGCAGACGGGUAAGAAGCAUGUGUCCUUUGUAUCACUAAUUUUUGCUUUCCCGUGCUUCAAACGAAAUAGCGGGGUCAAAGCUGGGGUGUGCAGCCGCAAGACACAAACUUUUCUGCAAUCUUCGGUUUUCUUUGACAUUUGGAAGAUAUGGAGAGACGUGAAAUAGCCGAAUCAAAGCUGGGGUCUGCAAAUGCAAGACACAAACUUAUUAGUGAUUUUUAUUUCUCAUACUUCGGGGGAUAUGGGGAAACGUGAAAUAGCCGGAUCAAAGCUGGGGUAUGCAGCCACAGGACAAACUUUUCUGUCAUUUUCGGUUUUCCCCUACUUUGAGGAUGUGGGGAGACGUGAAAUAACCGGAUCAAAGCCGGGAGUGUGCAAACGCAAGACAAACGUAUCUGCAAUUUUUGGUUAUCCCCCGAGGUUAUGGGAAGGCGUGAAACGACAGGGUCGAAGAUGCGGUGUGCAACCGGAGAUAUGCGAACUUGAUUGUGAUUUCUGGUUCCACGUGCUUCGGAGGAUAUGGGGUGGGCGUGAAAUAGCUGGGCCAGUGCUGGACGAUGUGGCCACAAGCGACGCAAAUUUUGCAUUUCACUCCCGCUUGAGCGCUAGCCUUGACAGGGCUUUCUUUCUGAGAUGCUGCUUACGACCAUGUUCAUGCCGCCGAGGCACAAAAUGCGUACCAAGUUCCUUUGUGCUACAUCACCACGAAGCAACGCAAUACAUUCUGUGUUACCACUGCAUUUGCCCGCGGUACCGAACC